Molecule: messenger RNA, 783 nt
Organism: Verticillium dahliae VdLs.17
Lineage: Eukaryota; Fungi; Ascomycota; Sordariomycetes; Glomerellales; Plectosphaerellaceae
Product: sterigmatocystin biosynthesis P450 monooxygenase StcS
Exons: 4
Coding region: 1-783 (260 amino acids)
Molecular function (GO): oxidoreductase activity, acting on paired donors, with incorporation or reduction of molecular oxygen; heme binding; monooxygenase activity
Source: RefSeq, a predicted model, not a curated record
AUGGCCUUUGUCGAGAUGAUAUUAUCUCAACUCUCGCCAGAGUGGAAGCUGUAUUCAUAUUCAGACUUCAGAUUUGGCCAAUCUUUACUGGGCUCAAAGGAAACUUGGUAUACCUGGCAGGACAACCGCGCCAUGUACAAAGAAUUCAGACCCAUGGUCGAGUUACAGCCGCGAAGCCACGACCACACCGAAAGACCUAGAACUAUCAAUAGCCUAGCCAUCCGCGCUUAUAUGAAGGAGUAUGACUCCAACCCCGCGCGUAGUGAUGAUUUUGAUCCAGAGUUACUUGAAACGACCAUUCAACAGAUCAAAAUUCUCUUCUUCGCUGGUCACGACACGACAUCAUCGGCGCUUUGCUUUGCCUACAGCCGUUGUUACAAAAGCCCGAACAACCUCGGCCGACUGCGCGCUGAACACGAUGCUGUCUUCAGCCCCAAUCCUUCGACGGCAGCCUCCAGAACCGCAGCAACGCCCGCAUUCCUCAACCAGCUUCCCGAUACAACAGCCUUCAUCAAAGAGAGGCUACGCCUCGACGCUUCUGUCCUCGGUCCAACAGGGCCACCCCGACUUCUCCCUCACGCACCCGGAAGCAAGAAAGGAGAGGAGCUCGUGUUGACGGAGCUUAGGAUGAUUCUGGCCAUCAUAGCACGGAACUUUGAGACCGCGCCCCUGUAUGCGGAGGGAACCGUAUCAUUUACCGGCGAUGUGGCGUACCGGUCAGGCCUGCGUGACGAGGUAAUACCGGAUCCGAGGGAUGAUAAACUCGCUACAGAUGCGACCUAG